AUGGCGACUCAGCUCUUCUCUUUGUUUUCACGUUCCUUUCUCACUCCACCGGAGUCCCCCAUCUCCGUCUCUUCUCACUCCUCUUCCUCCCUUCUCCGCCGCCUCCCUCCCCUCGCUGCUAUACUCACCGCUGAUUUCCCGUCACUCUGCUGCACCGAGCGUGAGGAACUUCUCUACCCCUGUACCUUUUCCUCUUCAGAGCUGCCUAAGGUUCGUUGGGUCUUACCUGAUUCAUACUUGGACGUUAAGAAUAAAGAUUACGGAGGGGGGCCUUUUAUAAACGGACAAGCUGCUCCAUAUGACUCGAAGUACCACGAAGAAUGGAUUAGAAACAAUGCUAAAGCAAAUAGUAGGCGUGAUGUUAAUGGUAGGCGCAAUUUCGAUAGGUCAAGAAACUUUGAGAAGAGGGAAAACAUGCAGAAUGGAGAAUUUCCAAAUAAUGUUUCAGCGAGUCAACCUACUGGACCGAAAUUGAGUCCACCAGCUCCAAGUAGUACACCCCUCCCAACAACUUUAGUCCUAGCAUGCCUCCUCACAACCAUGCUGGAAUACCCCAAGGCAACUAUCCGGGAGGAUAUCCGAACAAUUUUAACAGACCACUGCCUCCGCCACCACCAUACAACUUCAACAGCCCACCACCACCUCCUCACAACUUUAACAGGCCACCACCGCAAAACAACUUUAACGGACCACCACCACCAUCAAACCCUGGGGGAGCACCGCCAAAGCAACUAUUGGGGUGCACCACAGCCAAACUUCAGCAGGCCGCCUGCACAGAACAACUGUGGAGGGAUGCAACCUAACGCUGGUGGAUGGUCUAAUAAUGUGCAUAACAAUCAACAAGAAUGGUCGCCAACUGGUCAGGGAAGUCUCAAACUUACGUAAUUCAUUGAUUUUUUUGAAUUUAGUUGCUGCUUGGUUCAAACCUCAAAUUCUACUAGUCGCUGGUCGCCGAGUGUUCGUUCUGGUGCUUACAAGCGGUCGAGUUUAGUUUUACUUUUUGGAGUAGGCAUAUGCUUUGGUGUUCUAAAUGCAAGUAUAGUUUAAAAUAUUCGUGAGAUGUAAUUAAUUCAUAAUGUCUCCUUUACUAUUGAUAUUUUUAAUGAUGUGUCUGAUUUUUUGUUUUUAAGAAAAUGCACUUCACGUUUUACUGU
This is a messenger RNA of Cucumis sativus (cucumber), 1154 nucleotides long. Its product is annotated as multiple organellar RNA editing factor 8, chloroplastic/mitochondrial. Lineage: Eukaryota; Viridiplantae; Streptophyta; Magnoliopsida; Cucurbitales; Cucurbitaceae. The coding region runs from base 1 to 885 and encodes 294 amino acids. Gene Ontology annotation, biological process: mitochondrial mRNA modification; cytidine to uridine editing. Gene Ontology annotation, cellular component: mitochondrion. The record is from RefSeq and is a predicted model, not a curated record. The transcript is spliced from 3 exons.